AUGUCCUUUAUCACCGAGCCAAUUGCCUGGGCGACCGGCAUUCCAGAGCCGACGUUGCGCUUGCUCAUGACCAUCGGGCUCGCCUAUCCUAUUGCUCGCAUGUACAAGCAAAUGUACUUGACUCGUGAACUCAAGGGCCCCAUUAGUGCAGCAACUGUCAGUGAGCGGAACCUUUUUAUCCUAUUGACAGGUCUUGGUUUAUCACUCUUUUUCAAUGGAUCUGAUAUCUAUCAUUCGUUGCUUACGGUGUCGGUCAGCUAUGGUAUCAUGUAUCUCGCCAAUCGUCAAGGAAACCGAAAGUUGGGUACAGCCGGCGUAUGGAUCUUUAACAGCAUCUAUCUCUUGGGAGCCUAUUAUUUCACUGCCACCGACGAUUAUGAUGUUACAUGGACCAUGCCACAAUGCAUUCUUUGCUUGCGUUUAAUGGGUUUCAGCUUUGAUUACCAAGAUGGAGCCGUAUCCAAGGUACCCGUGGAAGGUCCUGAACCCACUCGUAAAGCUGAACAAGCCAGCGAUCAUGCGACCAAUAUUCGGCCCACCGCCGAAAAGAAGCCCCCUAGCCAGUUGCCAUUGUCAUUCUCGGCUGAUACUCCUUUGGAGGAGCUUCCAGAGUUCAUUCAAGUCUUGGGUUACUGCUAUUAUCCAUCCGCUUUCUUGGUUGGUCCUCAAUUCUCCUUCUCGCUUUAUCGUCGUUGGUUGGCAUCCUCACCUUUUAUCACCAAUGAAACCGUGAAUGAUCAAGAAGAAGCUGAAAAGGCCCAAAUGCGUUAUGUAUUCAAGUGCGUUGGUUUGGCCAUCACCUAUCUCGUAUUGCAACAGGGUAUUGGUGCAAUGUAUCCUACAUCCUAUUUGUUGACCGAGGAAUAUGCAUCGCUAUGCUUUUUGAAGCGUGUAUGGAUUAUGAUGGUUACCGGCAAGUUCGUCUACAACAAGUACAUUGGCGUGUGGAUGUUGACUGAAGGUGCCUCUGCUUACUUUGGUAUUUCAUAUGAUGGUCGUGAUGGCGAGGGUAAUUCGCUUUACGGUGGCCUUGCCAAUGCAAUCCCCAGUCAAUUUGAAACCGCUACUUCGAUUGAUCACGUGAUUGGUGCUUUCAACAUUAAUACCAACUUGUGGACCAAGUACUAUGUCUUCAAGCGACUACGAUUUUUGAACAACAAGUUGCUUUCACAAGUGGGCGCUUUGGCAUUCCUCGCUAUCUGGCAUGGCUUCCAUAUCGCAUACUUUACAACAUUUUUAUCCGAGUUCCUCUGUGUCAUGUGCGAAGGUGUCUUGCGCAAACGUCUUUUACCCCUUGUUCAGCCUUACACGGCCAAGAAUCCCAUUGCGUACUAUGCAUGGAAAAUUGUCAGCUGGAUGACAUGCUGCGCUACAUUGUAUUAUUCUAUUAUUCAGUUUGACCUCCUCAAGCUUGGAAAGGCAUGGAUUGCAUACAAGAAUGUGUACUUUUUGGGCCAUUUGAUCAUUGCUGUCAUUCUUCUUGGCAACAAGUACGUCUUGGGUCCUCUUGUUCGUCAUCCCAAGGCCAAAACCAACUAG
This is a messenger RNA of Lichtheimia ornata, 1539 nucleotides long. RefSeq lists its product as uncharacterized. Gene Ontology annotation, biological process: lipid modification; phosphatidylcholine biosynthetic process. The record is from RefSeq and is a predicted model, not a curated record. Gene Ontology annotation, molecular function: lysophospholipid acyltransferase activity; 1-acylglycerophosphocholine O-acyltransferase activity. Gene Ontology annotation, cellular component: membrane. Bases 1 to 1539 code for a protein of 512 amino acids. Lineage: Eukaryota; Fungi; Mucoromycota; Mucoromycetes; Mucorales; Lichtheimiaceae. The transcript is spliced from 2 exons.